This is a messenger RNA of Rhopilema esculentum, 8805 nucleotides long. RefSeq names its product serine-protein kinase ATM. Gene Ontology annotation, molecular function: protein binding; protein serine/threonine kinase activity. NCBI's taxonomy places the organism in Eukaryota, Metazoa, Cnidaria, Scyphozoa, Rhizostomeae, Rhizostomatidae. Gene Ontology annotation, biological process: DNA repair. The record is from RefSeq and is a predicted model, not a curated record.
CCAAGAGUAAGCAAUUCACAAAUAAGAGCUGGAAAAAAUUGUUUUAUCUCAUUUUCAGGUAUGCUUUAUGUUUGUCAUUUUUCUAGGCAAACGAACGCUUGAAGCAUGAUAAGGAGAAACGAGCCACCACAAUCCACGCUGCAGCCGUUCUCCCAGAUAUCUGUCAAUACAUUUCCAAAAGAAUGAUAGAACUCAAAGACUCGAUCAUAAACUUAAUGAGAGACGAGGACUUUCGCAAGGCAAAUAAUCAUCUGCACAGCUGGCUGAAUAUCUGUAUCAAAUAUGCGACACUGUUUCUUGAUGUCUACGCAUUGCUGCUGGCAUGCUUUGAUAGUUCUGUUGACGAGCUCCGUGCAGUUGUAGCUGAUUGCGUCAGAAGCCUGUUUAGCACUGCUACCACCAAAAUCAAAGAUUUAUAUCGCGAUGGCAGCUUGGAGGAGGAUGCCCGUGACAUCACCAUGUCGUCACUGCUUUCAUUCUUAAAUCAAUCCAUUAGUUUGACUGAUAUACCUAGCCGCCGUCCUGAUAAACAGACAAUCGCGUUACCGGAAUCGUUUCUAGAUAUCAUUUUUGAAAUUGUCCUUGGAAAGCUGCCUCAAGCACCUGGACAAGACUCCCGCUUUCAUUUUGGUGCAUUCGGUUCCAGUAGUAGUGCCUCUACGUCACUCGGGGAUUUCGAUGAUCUCAUGGAUACAAGUAGUGGAAUGGUGGAUGCUAAAGGAGUUGCUGCAAGUCUCCAUUCAGCGAGUGGUUUUCAUACCGCUGCUAAGGACAUCUCAAUUUCCAGAUCAGAUUUUGUUAGAAUUGAAGCCUUCAAGUUUCUGUUUCAUUCUGCAUUCAAUGAAAAUGAAUCAGCUGUAGUGCGAAUUAAAGGAAAGAGUUUAAAAGAUUUGCUGCUGGAUUUCUUGGACGAAAAUUUUGAUACAAACAAGACAAUGUGCUUUCAGAUGUUAAAGAACCUUGUAUUCAUCUUGACGAGUGGAACUGCAGCUCUCCCGCCUGCUGAUUUAGAGAUUGUAUUUGAAUGCAUUCGACGUUAUAUAUCAGAAUUCCGGAGUCACCAAGAUGCGUGUCUGGAUGUCCUACAAAUGCUCCGUAAACUGCUCUCAUUUUUAAAGGCAUCAAAUGAACGAGAUGAAGAUCAGUUGAGCCAAAUGAGGAUGAUAGCCAAUAGAAUUCUUUCUGCCUUUUGGAAGCAAAGAGAUGACAAAUAUUCACCCCAUGUGCGUUUGCAGUUGCUUGAAUGUCUGGUUGAAAUGAUGCAGGUUGAUCCUGCUGGAACCUGGAGCAAAAUAGAAGGAUCAAAACAAGCAUCGUCGAGUGAAGAGUUAUCCUGCAACUUGGAAGACUGUUUGGUUCAGCUUUUUUCUGAUAAAAGUCAUUGUGUGCGAAUGCGAGCUGCAUACCACGUGGUCAUUAUGUUCCAAUUUCUACAGGAUUCCUGCAAGCCAAGGCCUACCACACAACAAUUAAAUGCUUACGAGAAAGUGACAGAAGCACUGACUGAAUUGAUAAUCAUUAAGGAUGACGUCACGGAGCAGGAAGCUGAAGACGCUGGGGCGAAUCGAGCGGCCACACUCUUGUACAUUCUUAAGAAGGUUGCUUAUUCAAGUUCAGUGUGUGAGAAGAAGGCAAUAUCGUUGCUAUUUCACGAUUACAAGGAGCGAUAUCUUGAUCUAAAGUUGGUAGGAAAGGUUUUCAGAGAGAUUGCUGCAGAGAAAGGCUUCAAAGAUCCAAAACUGUAUUUAAAAGACCAUCUUGGCUUUCUCUGCAAUGACUGGAUGAAAAGGGGAUUUCCCAUCGUCGAGUUCCCAAGCAGCGUUGUUCAUAUGGAAGCUUCUGAAUUUCUGAGGUCAUUUUCUCGUGAAAUUGUUUCUUACCUGAUGUUCUACCGAGACGAAAACACAUUCGAGAAACUAAAGGAAACUCUCGGAUUACAUGAACGAUGGAUUGAUUUGGUUAUUGAAAAUUUUGAUCGCAUUGUUGUGUUUUCUUUGCCGUUUUUUGCCUGUCAAAGCAAACGAAUGCAGUCCGGUGACGAAGAAAAAGCAAAAAUUCAGGAAAUGGAGGCUGAGAGGAAAAAAGCUAAACUUGCAUACGAAUUUCUGGAGAAUUGCCUUACAAAACAGGUGAUCGACAAGCUCCUUCUUCAAAGAUUUGAUGACAUUGUUAUCGAGCUUCUUCUUCGAAUGUUUGACCCUCCUUCGGAGAGUUCUGAUGCUUCUCAGUUCAUGAGGGAUACCGACGCUGCACCCAAUCCACCCCAUUUCACAUCUUACGCGAUCAGAGGAACCCUGGAAUAUCUUGCAAACUGUCAUCAAAGUAAAUCAAUAUUGCAAGUGCUCUCAUUGAAGAAGGACAGCUGUCAGAAAAUCCUUCUUGCUCUGGCUACAAAUAUCACAGAUGCAAAAUCUGAACGGGAAAAAGUCCGAAUCCUAUGUGCUUUUCGUUUACUGGUCUUGCUUAUAGUUGACGAACUGCAAGGUAGACUGGGACCAAAGUGGGCUUACAUUAUCCGUGACGUCAUUUGCAGAUGCUGCCAUUGGCUCAAUUGGCACUUUCAAAAUGGUCAUGGAGAUACCUUCUUUCUUUGCGUCUACCAGAUUCUGCGAAAACUGACUGAAGCUAGUAUUGCUUCUUUAUCUCAGGAACUUGGAUGCCAUGUUUUCAAGAUUGUUAACACGUUUACAAAAUACGCCAAACAUGAGGAUGAAAAAGGGCGAAAGGCCUUGCAGUUUCUUCGUUUCAUUGUUCUGGAUAACAGCGAACUGCUUAAAGAUGCCCUGGUCAACUUGCCUCCGUUUCCAGACACACUUAAAUUUGGACCUCUGUCAAAGAGACUUGAAUGCCUUAAAGAAGAGCAUUACACGAGGAAUAUUUUUGAAGAUUUCAAGACAUUGUAUGAACAAGGUUUGAUAUCAAACGAGGCAGUGAAAAAUUUACUUCAAGUGCUGGAAAAAGACAGAUACCUUGUUCAAAGAUUCAUCGAGACAAACAAAGAUGGCAGCAAAACUGUUCUAGCUGUUGUUUCAUGCCUGCUUGAGUUGGCAUUGACUUGUGAACAGUCAGAAGAAGACGAAACAAGCAGAAAUUUACGAAUUAGUAUUGCACAGUGUAUUGGUGAAAUUGGUCCUGUGGAUUUCCAUGCUUUAGCUCUCCCGUCUUCUAAAGGUAGCGUUACGGCCGAAGACCAAGAAUAUUUUGGCUCCAACAAAUCGGCCUAUCGAUACCAUAUUGUUUUUGACAGACUCAAUUCCCUAUUGACCGACGAAAGCACUGAGGUUGUUGCGGCAGCUGCAGCUGCCUUGAAAGACGCACUUCAUACUAACAGCGGAAUCCAGCAUUUGAAUAUCUUUGACCUUGGCAAAGGAGAAAAACCCAAGUUUUUCUUGUACUGUGAGCCGUUUAAGCCGAUGAAAAUCAAAAAGGGAUCUCAGAACUCCCAGCCUCAAUCUGCACCAACAGUAAACAAUUUCAUUGCUCAUGUUGGAGGGGCAGAUUUAUGGGAACCUGACCUAAUGCCUUUUAAUGACUGGGUGAAGGAGCUCGCGUUCAGGCUUGCUAGCUCAGGGGCAGUGGAGGAUGACAUUUUCCAGAAAGUUGCACCAGUGUGCAAACUAAAUGCAAACUUUGCUGAGUUGCUGCUACCAUUCCUCGUACAUAACAUCCUGGCCAAUUGUAGCAAUGAAAUCAAUUCAACGCUGUCUUCGCUUUUCAAUCGGUUUCUGUCCACCUAUCUAUCAAAGCGCAAUACUCCAAAUCCUUCUCAUAGCCAAGGGCCUAAUUCGCAAAAACAAGUUUCAAAUAUCGAUGAGAAAGCGAAGGCUGCAAGGUUGUUAAUCGACGUGGUGAACUACCUAAGAGAUCAGGACAAACCAUCUCCAAAUGCCAGACAGCUAAACACAAAGUGGGAUAAUAAUUUCUGGCUGGACAUCAGGUACUUAGAUUUAGCGCAAGUAGCCUCAGAAUGCUGUUCACAUUUCGCUGCAGUUAUGUAUACUGAAAUCUGGUGUGACAUUCAAAGAUCAAACUCAAAGGAUGUCUUGAAUUCAGAUCCAAUAAGUUCGAGUCAAUGCACCCAGUUGGAGGAAAUGACGGACACGAGCAGUGGUAGCGAGGAAAAGGCAUCUUGUCAAAGGCUGUUAUUCGAGGCUUAUCGAAGUAUAGGCGAACCAGAUGCAAUGCAUGGAGUUGGCACAGGAUACUCCACUGAUAUUGACGCCAGAAUCAAAGGCUACGAGUUUGAAGAGGAGUUCGGCAAAGCACUGCUGACCCAAGAUUUGCAAGUCGAUGCGGAUAUUUCAUGCAGUCCUUUGGCAUUAGCUCAGAACUUAGAAAAAGCUGGCCUACACCAUGUUUUGCUCACUUACAUGCGUGGACUCGACAAAACAUUUGUUCAGGAUGCAGCUGCGUACGAGGCACUGCAGUUAGAAGCUUGUUGGCGCAAUGGAGUAUGGGAUAUAGAAACCCAAUCGAGUUCUCCAAACCAAGACAAAACAACUUUCUCCAGCAAUUUGUACGGCAGCAUAGUUGCCCUGAAAGAUGGGGAUCAGUUUGGUUUUAAGUCUUUCAUCGACGAUGCGAGGCUCACUCUGCUGCGCAGCGAUGAAACAAGAGGCAAUGCUACCACUUCGAGGCUGUAUGAUUUCUUGUCAAAGAUGCACGCGGUUACACAACUAGAAUUGUAUGGGCGGCAGUACUUCAGCAAAGAUCUGUUUGGCGCUAGAACAACUGCCCUUCCUAAUGAUUUCAAGCAUUAUGAGCUUUCGCUUUCCCUAAAGGCGGCUGCUUUCAAAGCAACCCUAGCAAGAGAAACUGCAAAAAAUGAACAACCGAAUGCAAUGAUAGACGACAUUGCGAGGGAGGCUUAUUCGCAUUUCAUGAGUUCGGCGGUGCUUGCGAGGGAGGCAUCGAGAUACCAGGUCUGCGAACGUUACCUUAACGACGUCAGCCAUUUAGAGCAAUUCGUUUCCAUUCCUCCUGAAUGGAAAAUCGAGCAAGCCAAGAUGUUCUGGGAUCGAGGCGAAAAGAACAGGGCGAUGUAUCAUUUACGAUCCCUCAUCAAAAUAUGCGAAAAAGGAAAAGACCCAAGCAUGGCCGAGCUCUACCCAGCUGCACUUGGCAUUUAUGGCCACUGGCUGGCAGAAUCUCGCUCUGAGAACCCAGGGAUUAUCAUCGAGGAUUAUAUGGAACACGCAGCCUGCUUGCUAGAAGAUUCCCAAUGCACGCACUCCGAAAAUCCUUCCGAGGCGUACUAUCUUCUUGCCAAAUACGCGGAUACCCAGUACAAGGCCAUCAAAGAGUAUAUCCAAUCUUCUGCUUUUGAAAACAAACAGACAGUUAUUAAAAAUGUGAAGGAUGAAGUCAAAAGAUUGGAUGCUAUGGGAGGCUCAGCUCAAGUAACUAUAAACAAUAGAUAUUACCGCAGUCUUGUUGUUCAGUGUGAAGAAGAUGAGAAAGAACUUCAACAGAUGCUUAACGACAGAAAGCAAUUCCUGCAAAAAGCUCUUGAAAAUUACGUUCGCUGCAUGUGCAGAGGGGACAAGUAUGAUUUAAGAAUAUUUCGACUGUGCUCAUUGUGGUUAGAAAAUUCUCAUGAAGAAAGUGUUAACAAAGUUAUAAAGAACUGCAUUGCGACAAUGGAGUCACGAAAAUUUAUACCGUUAAUGUACCAACUGGCUGCAAGAUUAGGAUCUACAAAAUCCAAGGAAUCCCACCUCUUUAAUGAGAAUCUUGAAAAGCUGUUGGAAAAGGCAGCAAAGGAUCAUCCGUAUCACGUGACUAUCAUUAUCAUGGCAUUGUGCAACGUUGAAAACGAACCAGCAGAAACGGCUGCAACUUCAAGAAGGGGCAAGCUAGGCCGAAAGACUGCUGGAGAGAAGAACAGUUUUGCAGAGAAGGGCCGUGUUCACUCCGCAAGAGCUCUGCUUCAAAAACUCAAAGCCUCAAACCCUGAAUUGAUUGACACAAUGGAAGCUGUUACAAAUGCCUACAUGGAGCUUGCUAAUCAUGACAUUCAGCAUUUAAAAAGACAGACAGGCAAAUUUGAUCUGCCAAGCAAACUGUUAAUUCGUCGAAUUAGAGAUGCCAAACAUUUUGCCAUACCAACACUGGAUAUACAGGUUGAUCCUUCCUGCAAAUACAAUGACGUGAUAUACAUCUCGAGUUUUGAUAAUACAUUCACCCACUGUGGAGGAAUUAACCUACCGAAAGUGAUCACGUGUGUUGGAUCUGAUGGCAAAAGAAGACGUCAGCUUGUGAAAGGAAAGGAUGACUUACGACAAGACGCUGUGAUGCAACAAGUAUUUGGAAUGGUGAAUCAACUACUAAAAGAGAACGCGGAGACGCGAAAAAGGCAACUGCGCAUUCGAACAUACAAGGUUGUACCACUGUCUCAAAGGAGUGGUAUUGUCGAAUGGUGCGAAAACACAUUUCCCCUUGGGGAAUAUUUAGUCGGCAAUCGUAUAACUGGAGGUGCCCAUGCCCGAUAUCACCCCAAUGAUUGGUCGGCGGGAGAAUGUCGCAAAAAAUUUACCGAUGCUGCAAACUCGAAUGGCAAAAAAUCCCGAUACGAUACCCUCCAGAAUAUUAUGUCAAACUUCCAACCUGUUUUUCGACAUUUUUUCUACGAGAAAUUUACAGACCCCGUAGAAUGGUUUACUCGUCGUUUGGCUUACACGAGAAGCUUGGCUUCAUCAUCAAUUGUGGGAUAUGUUCUUGGUCUAGGCGAUCGACACGUGCAGAAUAUUCUGAUUGACUUCAUAACCGCAGAACUGGUGCAUAUUGACUUGGGUAUUGCAUUUGAGCAAGGCAAACAGCUACCAACCCCAGAGACUAUUCCUUUUCGCUUGACACGUGACUUGGUCGAUGGAAUGGGCAUCGCAGGGGUCGAGGGUGUGUUUAGGCGUUGCUGUGAGAAAGUAAUGGGCCUAAUGCGAAGCUCACAAGAGGCCAUAUUAACGAUCGUAGAGGUUUUGUUGUACGACCCCCUGUAUGCAUGGACACUGAGCCCACUGAAGGCUGUUCAGAUCCAACAAAAGACUACGGAGGACGCGGGUGAAACUUUGCAGAAUAUAUCAACCCUUGGCGACGACAAUCUAGACACACUUCUUGGAGAACUGCAGUCCAUGCAACCACAACAAGAUCAGUCAAAAAACAAAAUGGCGCAACGAGUUCUGAUACGUUUAAGGCAGAAACUCGAUGGCAACGAGGGGGGCUGCUUCCUGAGUACCGAAGGACAAGUAAACUUUCUUAUUCAAUCCGCGAGGGAUACAAAAAAUUUAUGUCGUUUAUUUCCUGGUUGGCAACCCUGGCUUUAGAAGCAGGAAAUUUGAUCUCGUUGUUUAUAGAGACCCAAUUAAGUCAAAGUUAUUUAUGCUCUGUUUUCCUAUAAUUUCCUGGUUUAAAAGUUGAUUUUCUGAUACACAAUUUCUACGCCCUAAUCCGCUAGGACGUGUUGACUUAAAUCGUUUUUCUAAACUCAAAGCGACUUGUCAUCAAGACAGGUCAUCAAGGCAUAGACAACUUUGACUUCAGUUUUAGUCAAUGUUCAACUAAUCUGGCAGCUUACAUUAAUCCCGAUUUUAUUUCGUUAUUUCAAUACGUCUGCAUUCCUGGUGUUCUCGGUCAGUGACGUCACGUACGACGUUGCUUAUAACUGUAUUUUCGUUGACAUUUAAAGUUUCUCUGGCACGCCAUUCCCUGCUUGAAUUUCCUUUAAUUUCUAAUGAAAUUUCUUUUCGUGGGCUUUCAAUUUGUUUAUUUGAUGAUUAAGUUUGUUUUCCUGAUCACACCACUUUAAUUUUUGGGUAAUUAGGUUUUUUGAUAAUUCUUCAGAUUCCUGUGGUAAGUUCGAAAAGUAAGAUUGUAAAAUCUGUGGUUUAUGCUGCAAUACAAAGAGCUGUCGGGCCGAGAUUAGGAACAAACAGGUCAGCCACAUCCAACACUGCUAGGUAAUGGAAAAAGAAUGUUAUGCCUUUCAUUGCUGUAUUAAGACAGCAAUACUCAAACGUAUCUUGGAUUUUUUCAUUUGCCCCGAGCAACAAUAUGUUCCAAUUAAAUAAGGCAGGCUUGUUUCCGAAAUGGUUUACUGGAUCUAUUAGUGUUGACCGAAAAUCAACAAAUUUGCAUUGCUGAAAACCGAUUUAUCUUUGCUUUAUCAAGUAAAAAAUCCCCGAUAAUAAUUAAAUUUGUGUUCAUGGAAACUAACUUCUAUUUGCUACAACCUUAGCCCCUGAAACGAUAAAUAUUUUCGCAUACUAAUUCGAGCGAUUGUUGCUCUUUUUUUUAAUAACUAAAAUGUAAGGAUCUGAAUCCAGCUAUCUUGCCUGCUCAAUAGAAAAUCAAGUGAGUGACCCCCCAAAGUAACCUCAUUUUGUGAAAUAUAAAACAAAAUAGGAAUUUUACGGGAACGGCGUGCAUGAAUUACAUACAGUGUAGUUUUGAGAGUUGUAGAUCACCUUGACCCCUGAAAUGUUGUUGAUCAUUUGGCUUUGAUUAAUUGUUUCAUGAAAGCUAUCUUAAUUGUGGCAAUGUUAUGUUCAAUGUACAUAUUGCAAAAGUAAACGUUUUUUCUUGUUGCUCUAUGGUGUUUACAACAUCAAGUGAUUUUUAACUGUUGUUUUUGUUGGAUGUAUCGUCAUUGUAAUAAUUCUAGCCGUCUCAUUUGUUCCCUCUUGUUUUUCGUUGUUGUAAAUAACUGCAUGUUGCGCUAGGGCUGUUGCCCGUGUUUAUUUUCAGUGUGCAAAAAUCAGUGUCACUGAAGUAAACAGUUUUUUCAAGUGGUGAAGUAGAUUUCUUGUUUAC